AUGAUGACAAAUACUAAGUGGGAUGAUGAUGAUGAUGAUGAUGAUGAUGAUGAUGAUGAUGAUGAUGAUGAUGAUGAUGAUGAUGAUGAUGAUGAUGAUGAUGAUGAUGAUGAUGAUGAUGAUGAUGAUGAUGAUGAUGAUGAUGAUGA
This is a messenger RNA of Cercopithifilaria johnstoni, 149 nucleotides long. NCBI's taxonomy places the organism in Eukaryota, Metazoa, Nematoda, Chromadorea, Rhabditida, Onchocercidae. The record is from the annotation of a GenBank genome assembly.